Molecule: messenger RNA, 1761 nt
Organism: Setaria italica (foxtail millet)
Lineage: Eukaryota; Viridiplantae; Streptophyta; Magnoliopsida; Poales; Poaceae
Product: triacylglycerol lipase 2
Exons: 8
Coding region: 104-1393 (429 amino acids)
Biological process (GO): lipid metabolic process
Molecular function (GO): hydrolase activity, acting on ester bonds
Source: RefSeq, a predicted model, not a curated record
CGUCUGCUCGUCUCGAUCGCACUACGACGACGACGACGCGCACACCGCUAGCGCUAGUGCGGGCAAGCUACCGCGCACGUCCGCUCCGCCGGCCACCGCCAACAUGAUCGUCGUCCCUGCCGCUGGUCGUCGGGCGGGCCUCUCCUCCUCCGCCGCCGCGGUGGUCGCCGUCGCACUCGUGGUGCUGUCCUUGCUUCCCGCCGUAGCCGUCGGGGCGCGCGGCGUCCAGCAGCAGUCGUACCGCCGCGGCGGUGACAUUGCCGGCGGCGGCCCCUGCGCACUGGCCGUGGCGCCGCUCGGCUACCCCUGCGAGGAGCACCAGGUGACGACGGCGGACGGGUACAUCCUGAGCCUGCAAAGGAUCCCGAGGGGCCGCGGCGGCGGAGGCGGCGGCCGGGCGGCCGGCGGCGCGCGCGCGGGGCAGCCGGUGCUCCUGCAGCAUGGGGUCCUUGUGGACGGCAUGUCGUGGCUUCUGGCGUCGCCGGAGGAGUCGCUGCCGUUCAUCCUCGCCGACCGCGGCUUCGACGUCUGGAUCGCCAACAACAGGGGCACGCGCUGGAGCCGCCGCCACGUCUCCCUCGACCCGUCAAGCCGGCUCUACUGGAACUGGUCCUGGGAUGACCUGGUGGUCAACGACCUCCCGGCCAUGGUUGACUACAUUUGCAGUCAGACCCGGCAGAAGCCCCACUACGUCGGACACUCCAUGGGGACGCUGGUGGCGCUGGCGGCCUUCUCGGAGGGCCGGCUGGUGGACCAGCUCAAGUCGGCGGCGCUGCUGACGCCGGUCGCCUACCUCGCCCACAUCACCACGCCCAUCGGCAUCCUGCUCGCCAGAGCGUUCGUCGGAGAGCUCCUCUCCGACUUGCUGGGCGUGGCCGAGUUCAACCCGCUAGCGCCUCCGGUGACGAACCUGAUCAGGGCGUUCUGCCGCAGGCCCGGGAUGAACUGCUACGACCUCGUCGGCUCCAUCACGGGUAAGAACUACUGCCUCAACAGCUCCGCCGUCGACGUCUUCCUCGAGUACGAGCCCCAGCCGACGUCGACCAAGACCAUGGUCCACUUCGCUCAGACCGUGCGCGACGGCGUGCUGACCAAGUACGACUACGUGCUGCCGGAGUGGAACAUCGCCAGCUACGGGCAGGCGGAGCCGCCAGUGUACGAGAUGUCCAACAUCCCGGCGGGAUUCCCGCUCUUCCUCACCUACGGCGGCCGGGACUCGCUGGCCGACCCCGCCGACGUGCGCCUCCUCCUCGACGACCUCCGGGGACACGACCGCGACAAGCUCACGGUGCAGUACCUGGACCAGUUCGCACACCUCGACUUCGUCAUCGGCGUCUGCGCCAGGGAUUACGUCUACAAGGACAUGAUCGCCUUCUUCGACCGCUUCCACUAGUUCAGUGUCAGUGACUUCAGCCUCCGAGGGGGCGAAAGGAAGAAAGGUCACUUCACUACACAGACACAGCCAGUAAAAAGAUUGUAUCAGAGGUUAAAAUAUAUGCAGUAAUCAGAUAGAUAUUUAGUUGAGAGCAAGGAGGCUACUAGUAACUAUUACUCCGUAGGUGUGAGGGGGAAGGUGAUCACUGGAAUAGCGGUCAGCAGCCGGUCACACUGCAUUGCAGAUUCGCAACACUGAACGGUUAAAAGAAAAAAAUAUAGUAGCUCAUAUAGCAUUAUGCUUUGAUUAUGUGUACCUCUCCAUGUCUGUUUGCAACAAAUUAAAUGAAUUUAUGAAGAACUAUGCUGUAGAAAACAUUUGAAGUA